Molecule: messenger RNA, 992 nt
Organism: Acomys russatus (golden spiny mouse)
Lineage: Eukaryota; Metazoa; Chordata; Mammalia; Rodentia; Muridae
Gene: Ube2m
Product: ubiquitin conjugating enzyme E2 M
Source: RefSeq, a predicted model, not a curated record
UGGCCGGGGUCCCGGGCCCCGCGGCGGCGGCGGCGGCGGCGGCGGCGGCGGCAGGAUGAUCAAGCUGUUCUCGCUGAAGCAGCAGAAGAAGGAGGAGGAGUCGGCCGGCGGCACCAAGGGCAGCAGCAAGAAGGCGUCGGCGGCGCAGCUCCGGAUCCAGAAGGACAUUAACGAGCUGAACCUGCCCAAGACGUGUGACAUCAGCUUCUCAGACCCAGACGACCUCCUCAACUUCAAGCUGGUUAUCUGUCCUGAUGAGGGCUUCUAUAAGAGUGGCAAAUUUGUAUUCAGUUUUAAGGUGGGACAGGGUUACCCACAUGACCCUCCCAAGGUGAAGUGCGAGACAAUGGUUUAUCAUCCCAACAUUGACCUCGAGGGCAACGUCUGCCUCAACAUCCUCAGAGAGGACUGGAAGCCAGUCCUUACGAUAAACUCCAUAAUUUAUGGCCUGCAGUAUCUCUUCUUGGAGCCCAACCCCGAGGACCCUCUGAACAAGGAGGCUGCGGAGGUCCUGCAGAACAACCGGCGGCUGUUUGAACAAAACGUGCAGCGCUCCAUGAGAGGUGGUUACAUCGGGUCCACCUACUUCGAGCGCUGCCUGAAAUAGGGUUAGCAAUUAUCCAUCCCUGCCAGGGUUACCAGCCCAGGCAUCCCCUGAAAAUAUUUAUUGGGGGCCCAGGUAGGGUGUGGGGGGUAGCCUUGGCCCCCUUGCCUUGGCCUUGCCUCUCCUCCCUGUCACCUGCCCCUAGUUGUUAUUUUUUUUUUUUUUUUUGGACCACCACGUGAUUAUGGUCGGUGCUGCCUCCCCCGACCUGCUCAGCGAUGGGAAAUGAAUUGGCUUGUUUAGCGCCCCCCCUCCCGCUGGGUGCUGUCCAAUCCCCCACUCUUGACUGUGGGGUAAGUGGGCAAUGGGCCUGGGUCGCUGGGCCCAAGCAACCCACCCCAACACCACUGGAGGUCCCACCAGGCUAUUAAAGGGGAAUGUUACUGCA